This is a messenger RNA of Pyricularia oryzae 70-15, 4420 nucleotides long. RefSeq lists its product as uncharacterized. The transcript has 6 exons. Lineage: Eukaryota; Fungi; Ascomycota; Sordariomycetes; Magnaporthales; Pyriculariaceae. The coding region runs from base 323 to 2470 and encodes 715 amino acids. The record is from RefSeq and is a predicted model, not a curated record.
CUCGCCACAACCCAGCCAUCAAACCCUUUUAUUUUAUUCAAGAACUUCUUGCGAAACGAGACAAUAUUGAGAAAAAAGGACGCGAUUGCUCCCACGGCGAACAAUUCGAUCUUUCCAAUCUCCCUCCAUGCUGGCCAACGAAAUUCGGGGCACCAGACUCGGCCGGCCUGGUGUGUCACGCAGCCUUGCUUGACCCCCUCGAUUCUUCCCUCGCUGGUAAUAAACAGUCCCCGCGAGACCCGGAGUAAGCGGUAGACGAUAACGAACGAAACGACAACAUCAACGGGGCGGCUUUACCCUGACGCGCAGCACGACCGCCGCCAUGGAUGAACCACAAAUUCUCGCCGAACGCGGUCACGGCGCGUCCUUUGCGCCGAUGAGCAUGCGUCCACUCAUAGCCCGCGCGGAGCUUAUUGCACGAUCAAAUGACUCUCCCUUGUCGGCGGGGGGCAUCGCAGGUGCAGUGAUUGGUAGCGUCGUUGGCGCAGUCGUUAUUGCCUUUUGUGCAUACCCUUUUAUCGUACGGUACAUGAGGAAGAGGCGAGGCGAUGUCCCAUUUGACCCGGAGGCAGAGAUACAGGCCGCCCAACAAGAGGCGAUGAAUGGAUCCGCAAACUCACCCGUCACGAAGCAACUAUCUAUGGACCAAUAUGGCCGUGGACAGCCCAGCUCUGAGGAUAGCAAUGCUGCCUCAAUGUUCAAGAAUGGCAUGGCUCAACAACCCAGCCCUGGGAGCCCGCAAAAUGGGCAGUCGGCCGCUGCGAUUUGUACACCCCCUCCAGACAGACAACAGCAGUCACCGAAUCUAGAUCCCAUGACUGGGCCCCAGCGGGCAGCCACAAACCUCACGGCAACUACUUUUGGCACACAGAUGACGACUCCGCCGCCAGAGAAGGAACGUCGAGGGUCCCAGGCUUCUACAUGGUCCGCGCUAUCCAAAGCCAUGCGCUCUACUACCUCCGUGUUUCGUAGGACGAGCGAGAGGUCGAUGCCGCACCAUUAUGCAUCCCAGGAUUCUUCGUGGACACAGGCUCCAACAGGUCAGCCCAUGUAUCAAGAGCCCCUCUCCAUGGCCCCUGUGACAACGACCUACUCGACCAGCGGAGCAGCGGCAGCAUACUACUACCCAGAAGGAGUGCCUGUCACUCAAUUGAACACACCGAUGACGGCACAGCCGGACAUAUCUACCUUUGCCGACGCCCAAGCCUUUUCUCAUAUGGGUGCAGAAACCCAGCUAGGCCAGGACAUCUCGCAAGGUUUACAACAGCCCGAUCACUCCAACCAGAAAAAUAAUGCCUUGAUGACACCGUCACAAUCACCGGACAUGGUCAACCAGAGCUUCAAUGGAACACCUGCCUCAGGGCUUCAAAUGUUCGGCACGCCUAUACAAGGGCAAGGGAUGUUGAGCUUGCCUGGUGGAUCAGCAGAGGAUUUCACAUACCCUCUCGGCACCGGGCAGUUGACGGCCAAUGGUCUUUCUCUCGACAAUGGGACUGUCAAUCCGCAAGAUCUGAACGCUUUGAAUAUCGGCCUGAUGCCAGAUUGGCAGGCUGGCCUUGGUAAUAACGGCUAUCCUUCAGACUUGGGGAAGACGACCUCGGUACAGCAUAUCCCCAACCCAUCUCAGAUGCAAAUGAAUGAUCAGCAAUUCUCGAACAUUCAACAUCAGCAACAACAAAAUAUUGAUAUACCUAUUGGCGACAUCAACGCGAUGGAUAACUUCUUCGAAGGUGUCCCUGGAUACACCAAAUCCGAGGCUCCCAAGACCGAAAUUACACCGCCAAUGCAGCAAUAUCCCCAAACAACCUCAGCUGCACCCCUGCAGCAGUAUCAAUCUUCGCCUCCGCUUGCGGCUCCGUAUACUCCUGUCGUAAUCAAGUCUGAGCCCGAUAUGGUCGAAAAUUUCUACAUGGAUUCUCUCGAGAACGCAUUUGACCCAGCACCAAAUCGCCAAGGUCACAAGCGCGACUACUCACACUCGUCGGUGUCUGUUGGGAUACCAUCAAACUUUGCAAACACGCCUAGUACACAUAUCACGGGGACAUCGUCCAGCUACAGCGGCAGCUUAUCUCCAUGCCCCCCGCCACAGCAAGGAAUGUCUCCUGGAGAAGCGUCAGGUUCUGAGGCACCAAAACCUUUUAAGUGUCCUGAUUGUGGCCGAGAAUUUGAGGAGAAGCAUAAAUUGAAUCACCACGUUCGAUACCACGACCGAAAGUAUCGCUGUACGUACACCGACUGUACAGCCACGUUUGGCACCAAGACUCAUCUGGAGCGCCACGUCAACGACAAGCAUACCAAGUCCAAGGGCUUCCACUGUAGCGUUGAAGGCUGCCCGUACUCGCGAGUCAACGGCAAAUCAUUUCCUCGCAAGGAUAACUGGCGAAGGCAUAUGCAAAACAAGCAUAAGCGCGAUCCGGACCAGGAACCCGUCGUUGCGGCCGAGGUCGAUGCCCAUAUGGCGGAGUCUUGAGCAGUCCCGAUACUGUAGAUAAGAUCUUCAUGAGUUUGAGUCAAUCCUCCAACGGCCUCCACUGAGCAGUAAUGGCGUGGGCCUUAGCUCAGUAUACAAUCUGAACUACGGAUCAUCCUUGCCACUCAGUAGCCGCAACCCGAAAACUUGUGUGUUUGCGGGCAAUGGCGAUAUUCCGGGUCCUCGGACGACGGAUAGGCUAGGUCCUAGGAUGACAGAUAGCCUGGGGCCAACGAUCGACGAUAGGCUGGGUCCAAGGAUGACCACCAAGCUGUGUUCAAGGACGACCGAUAGGCUGGGUCCAAGAACAAGUGUUGGCCCGGGUCCAAUGCCGACCGUUACAGAGCCCAAAACGUAACAAGACGCAAGGGGCAUUUCUCAACUUCAGCUUGCCAGCCCACGAUGAUGGGUGAGGGCAGUGUAAUUUAUGCAUAUACCCCAAAAGCGUCCUUAUGUAUUCUCCUGUUUUUUUUUCAACCACAGUUUCUCGGGAACAGGUUCUAAGAGGGAGGUUUCAUGUCUGAUAGGCUUUCCCACGACGACGACAGCGUCUUCUACGCUGUCCGCCAAGCGACACUAGACAGUCACAACUUAUAUUAAAUAGCGGCACAUAUGCCCAGGUUUUGUAAAUGAAACUCUGAUAAUGUCGUUGUAGCUCUCAGGGAACCGAGACGCCAUAUUUGUGGAGUUUGAGCGUCAGCCAUUGCUUUGGGAGGCCAGGAAACAUUGUCGUUCAAGAAGGGUAGCCGGCCUGGACAUCUAAUUUAACAAAUCCUGUGUCUGUCACUUGGCUCUCAGUUCAAAUUUGUUCGAACUUUUGAGCAACGCGUUUGUUACCCAGAGCUCGCCCUAUAAAAUUCUCUGCCGCACAACUUUCCCAAUAUUUCCAGACUGAACUGCUAACAAACACUUUUCUACCUGAGUGGUUCCCGCUCCGCCUCUUCCACUCUGCUAUCUAACACAACUUCGCCAUUAGCUCGUAGCAGCUAACUCGUCCCCUACCUCGAAGAUGCCUAAGAAACGCACGCUCAUUCGCUCCGAACCUGGACAAGGUUGCCAGGUUUGUAGAAAGUGGAUGGCAAAAACCAAGUGCCCAGAAAAUAUUUGCGGCAAGCUUGCUGCUUAUCCUCCCCAAGGUUCUGAAUCCGACAAAUGCGAAUAUUGCAGUCGUGCUAACAAAACCGACUGUUCGCGUAAUACCAACAAAUGGGGCGAGGAUUGCGUAAACUAUCAAGACCCCAUCGCAGAGACGUCGGUCUUCCUCGAGAAAAGUGCAUUGGCACUUCUCGACACUCUUGGCGGUAUUGGGCUGCUCAAAAGCACAAACUCAGCCAAUCCAGAGAUUGCCACGGUUAUUGAGGGGCUUGAGGAGAAGGCCAAGAGUGCCCGCGAGAUCUUUGAGAAGGCUUGCGACAUCUGGUUGGAGGCCUGUACGCUGCAAAGGGAAACUGCAAUGGCAAUAACCCAAUUGAUGACAGCCUUGACAGCCUUUCCGAGAUCAUGAAAACCUGUCUUCUCCUUCAACUCCUCCCCCACAGCCCCGAGGCUAGGUUGCACUCCGCAAACUUUCUUUUGAAGAGCGGUGGUGCAACGGACUCUACUUUUCCCCCUCUAGUAGUGAAUCAACUUCUGCAGGCUCGACAGAAGGCUAAGGAGGAAACUAAGAAUGACUUCUAUCUUUGACGGCUUACUUCGAGACCGCUGCGACCACCCAUCGUACCAAGCGUUGCACUUUCCCCCGAGUGUGUUGUCGAUCAAGAAGAUACAGGCCCUCGACAGCAAGGGAAACGGGGGUUGCUGGUCUUACGCUUGGGCUUCUGCCAUCUUCAGGUCACUUUGCGGCAUAUCGGCGAGGAGUUCAAGUUCAGGUAGAACAUCCCUGGUUUGUUUUUUUCUUUGAGAUUGGGAUUUCGGUCUUAGCUAGCCAAGGAAUUGAUUAUUCUCAGCUCA